Molecule: messenger RNA, 705 nt
Organism: Penicillium maclennaniae
Lineage: Eukaryota; Fungi; Ascomycota; Eurotiomycetes; Eurotiales; Aspergillaceae
Product: glutathione S-transferase family protein
Exons: 3
Coding region: 1-705 (234 amino acids)
Cellular component (GO): cytoplasm
Source: RefSeq, a predicted model, not a curated record
AUGUCCCAGCCCAAGAUCACCCUCUACACCAAUCGCGGCUGCCCUUGGGCACAUCGAGCCCAUAUCGCGCUGAAAGAAACCGGCUUGGACUACGAAGAAGUCACUAUUGACCUGAACACUCCCCGCGAGCCCUGGUACCUUGAGGUCAACCCGCGUGGCCUGGUCCCCAGUCUCUCAUAUAACGGAAAUAUCAUUACCGAGUCUGGCAUUGUGGCCCAGUUCAUCGCCGACGCCCAUCCAUCUCACCUCCUCCCGCCGUCCGGUCCCUCUGAGAAUGCUUUGUACCGUGCCCGCGUCGCCUUCUUCGUCGAUGCCUUCUUCAGCAAGGUCGUGCCGUACUUCUUCACCAGCAUCAAGGCAGCUUCGGAGGAAGAGCGCGAUGCCGCCGCCGAGGAAUUGGUUGCUGCUGCCGUGAAGGAAAUUGAGCCCUUACUGGCCGAUACUGAGGGCAAAGGUCCUUUCUUCGGUGGUAGUGAUAAGUUGACUUUGGCCGAGGUCCAAACGGGCUCCUUCUUGCUGCGCAUUCUUGGCUUCAGUAAGCCCGAGCAUGGUCUGGUCAGCGUGAAGCUGCCUGCUCUGCUGGAGAAGUCGCCGCGCUUCAAGCGCUGGGCGGAGGCUACCGUUGCUCACGAGAGUGUUAACUUCAUUUUCGAUGAGAAAGCUGUUGCUGAUAGGACAAGGGCUAAGUGGGCGCCCAAGGCUUAG